This is a messenger RNA of Setaria italica (foxtail millet), 2040 nucleotides long. Its product is annotated as probable metal-nicotianamine transporter YSL17. The transcript has 4 exons. The record is from RefSeq and is a predicted model, not a curated record. Lineage: Eukaryota; Viridiplantae; Streptophyta; Magnoliopsida; Poales; Poaceae. Gene Ontology annotation, cellular component: membrane. Gene Ontology annotation, molecular function: oligopeptide transmembrane transporter activity.
AUGAACGACGGCGCGUCGACGGAGCGUGCCUUCGAGGCGGAGCCCCUGCCGACGCUGUCGGAGACGAUCACCGUGCGGUCCAUCGCGGUGAGCCUCGUCCUCGGGACGGUCGUCAGCGUCGUCGCCAUGAAGCUGAACCUCACCUCGGAGUUCCUCCCGUCGCUCAGCAUCCCCGCCGGCCUCCUGGGGUUCUUCGUCGCCAGGGCUUGGAUACGUGUCAACGACGUCUUUGGCGUGCCGCACCUCCCCUUCACCCGCCAGGAGAACACCGUCAUCCAGACGUGCGUCGUCGCCUGCUCCGGCAUCGCGUACAGUGGAUUUGGCACUUACAUUCUUGGGAUGAGCCGGAAAUGGGACAACGGACAUGUUGGGAGCGACCAGAAGAACGUUGAAGAGCCCAAUAUCGGGCGGCUCAUGGCCUUCCUCUUCCUCAUCAACUUUGCCGGCCUGUUCAUGAUCGUGCCGCUGAGGGAGCUGAUGAUCAUCCGGCAUCGGCUAACGUACCCGAGUGGCACCGCUACGGCUCACCUCAUCAACAGCUUCCACACUCCUCAUGUCGCCAGGCAAGUUAGGCAGCAGGUGUUCACGCUGUUCAAAUCAUUGGGAGCCACCGUCCUGUGGCCUCUUUUCCAGUGGUUCUUCGCCGGCGGGAAGGACUGCGGCUUCCAAGUCUUCCCAACAUUCGGCAUGACCGCAUAUCGCCGGGGGUUCUACUUCGACUUCUCGACGACCAACGUCGGCGUCGGCAUGCUCUGCCCGCCGAUGAUCACUGUCUCGAUGCUCGCCGGCUCGAUCCUCUCGUGGGGCAUCCUGUGGCCGUGCAUUGAGACCAAGGAGGGGCAGUGGUACCCGGAGAACCUGGAACCCAGCAGUCUCAGCGGCAUCACGGGCUACAAGGUGCUCAUCGGCGUGUCCAUGAUCCUCGCCGACAGCCUCUUCACCUUCAUCACGGCGCUGGUCCGGACCCUCUACCUUCUGUUGAAGCGGCGGUCCCGUGUGCAGACGGCGACGCUCGCCGGCCCGCCGCCGGGCCGGUGCCUGUGCGCCACCGAGCGGACCAUGAAGAGCUUCGACGACCGGCGGCGGACGCAGGUGUUCCUCCGGGACAUGAUCCCCGGCGGCGUCGCCGUCGCGGCCUACGCCGCCCUGGCCGCUGUCUCCACCGCCGGCGUCCCGCGCCUGUACCCGCAGCUAAGGUACCACCACGUCGCGCUCGCGUACCUCGUCACUCCGGCUCUCGCCUUCUGCAACGCGUACGGCGCCGGCAUCACGGACAUGAACCUGUCGACCACCUACGGCAAGGUCGCCCUGCUGGUGGUCGGCUCGUGCGUCGGCGCCGAGCGCGGCGGCGUCGUGGCGGGGCUCGUCGCGUGCGGGAUCGUCGCCGCCGCCGUCUCCGGCGCAUCAGAGCUCGCGCAGGACCUCAAGACGGGGUAUCUGACACUGACCUCGCCCCGCGUCGUGCUGGUGGGCCAGGUCGUCGGCACGGCGCUCGGGUGCGUGGUGAACCCGGUCGUCUUCUGGGUGUUCUACAGGGUGUACGACAUGGGCGUCCUGGACCUGGACGACGCCGACGCGCCCUACGCCGAGGUGUACCGGGGCAUCGUCGUGCUCAGCGCCGGCAGCCGGCACGGGCUGCCGCGGCACAGCCUUCUCCUGUGCGGGCUCUUCUUCGCGCUGGCGCUGGCGCUGAGCGCGGCGCGGGAGGCUGCCGAGCGGAGGCGGUGGCGCGCCCUGGCCUACAUCCCGAGCACCGUCGGCGUGGCCGUGGCGUUCUUCGCGCCACCCAAAAUGCCCGUCGGCAUGGCCGUGGGGAGCCUGGCGCUGUGCCUGUGAAAGCGCGCCGACCGCAGUGGCGCGCGGAUGCUGUCGGCGGCGGUGGCGUCGGGGCUCAUAUGCGGGGACGGCCUCGGGUCGACGGUGCCGUCCAUGCUCACGUUCUUCAAGGCGCAGGCACCGAUCUGCAUCAAGUUCUUCUCCCAACCUGUGAACGCCGAGUUGGAUGCUUACCUCGCAGCACAUCCCAUGUCGAAGUCGUAA